AUUUACAUGCAAUGGGUUAUCAUUAUCAAAGCCCCUUAUUUAUUCUCUUAUAACUCUUUUAUGAUUCGUUAUAAUAUUUUAAUUAUAUCAACAAUGAUUGGUCAAUUGUUGAAUAUUCAUUUUUUAUUGUAACAUUGAGAUGCUUAUAAAACAGCUCACAACAAAUUAUCAUCCAACAUUUGUCAGUGAUCAGUUUGCAAUAUAACAUCGAAGCUAAUAACAUAAAUAUUUUUAAAUAAAUUAAAUUAAUUAAUAUACUGUUUAUAAAUAAUAAAUAAUUUUUCAAUAAUAAUUAUGCCUUUCCAAAAAGUCAUGAACGGAUAUGGACCACUUGCUAGACCUGCUGAAAAUGAGUUUCUUCAUACUGCAGUUAAACAUGCCAACCACUCAUCAUAUAGUUUUGAAACACUUCAAGAGUCAGCAAAAUAUCUUUUUGAUCGAACUACAAUUCGACCUAAAAUUGGAAUAAUUUGUGGUUCUGGAAUGGCAGGUGAAUCUGAAGAAAAUGAGUUGUGUCCAGGUUCAAUUGCUGAUUCACUGUCAGAGAAAAAAAUAUUUCCAUAUGAAGAAAUUCCACAUUUUCCAAAAUCAACAGUCAAGGGUCAUGUUGGUCAAUUAGUUUUUGGAUAUCUCGAGGGAGUUCCUGUGAUGUGCAUGCAGGGCAGAUUCCACUACUACGAAGGCUAUCCAUUAUGGAAGUGUUCAAUGCCGGUUAGGGUGAUGAAACUUGUGGGUGUUACCCAUUUGAUUGCUACGAAUGCUGCUGGUGGUCUCAAUCCUAAAUACAAGGUUGGUGACAUUAUGAUGGUGAGAGAUCAUGUGAAUAUGAUGGGAUUUGCAGGCAAUAAUCCACUCCAAGGACCCAAUGACGACAGAUUUGGUCCACGUUUUCCACCAAUGAACAAAGCUUACAAUAAACAACUUCUUGAAGUUGGAACUCAAGUUGCUGAAGAAAUGGGUAUUUCUGAUAUAAUUCACAAGGGUGUUUAUACAUGUCUUGGAGGACCAAAUUUUGAAACAGUUGCUGAAUUAAAAAUGCUAAGUAUGGUUGGAGUUGAUGCUGUUGGUAUGUCAACUGUUCAUGAAGUUAUAACAGCACGUCACUGUGAUCUUCAAGUAUUUGCCUUCAGUUUGAUAACAAAUCAAUGUGUUUGUGAUUAUGAUUGUCAUGAAGAAGCUAAUCAUGAAGAAGUUAUGGAUGUUGGUAAAUCAAGACAACCAAUACUUCAAGAAUUUUUAAUACGAAUUAUUCAACAUUUGAAGAAACACGAUUUUGAACUUAAUCGACAACAAUGAAUAUAUACACUAAAUUUUCAAUCAAUAAUAAUUUAUCAAAAUUUUAAAAUAAUAUUACUUUUUGGCUUUGGUUUUUUAUUUAAUAUUAAAAAUAGAGAAUAUGACUGUUGCUUAAAAAAUAGGGAAAAAAAAAACAUUUGUAAAAACAAUUUGUCAUCAGCUGUAAAAAAAUAGAAGUAUUUUUUUUUUUUAAUUUUAUUUUUCUCUUUCAAAUAAGAAAUACGUCACGUAAAAAUUUUUUUAUUAUAAAUUUUUACUAAAUCGUAAUGCCCAUUGAAUUUGCAUUAUACAUAGUUGCUUGAAUUUCAAAGGUUCUUUUUUGGCAUUCAAGUUGACCUGAAUUAAAUUAUUUCAUCGGCAUUUAUAAGCAACUUUUUUUUAUUUCUUUCAUUCAAUUUUUUUUUUAAUUCUUAUAUUCAUGCUCUUUUCUCAAUGCAAGAUUUACAAUCUAAAAAGGCAAAAUUCACGUAAAUCGUAUUUAAUUUAACGCAUGACCAAAUUGUUGCAAAUGAAAAUAGAAAAAAAAAAAAAAAGAAACGUAUCUCAGUGAGUUAAGUUUUUUUAACUUGAAAAAUCCGUAGAAAAGACUCUUGAAAUUAUCACCUUCGAUCCUUGAAAUCUCACUUUGCAAUUCUUUUUAUUUUAUUUUUUAUAUUCUCUAUUUCUACUUCAAAUUCAACCUAUACUCAAUGGCCAACGACGAGGAAAGCAAUAACGAUGGGUAGCUUCGUGGUGAAACGAAUUCGCUAUCCGUUAUGUUUAAAGUCGCGUCGUCUUAUCUCAAUUCAAGGGUCUCCUCACAAAACCCCUUUUUUCGAUGGUGUUUUUUUUUUGCUUUUAUUUAUUUAUUUUUUUUUCUUCACGUAAAAGCGACGAUGCUAUUCGAUCAUUCAUUUGAUUCGGUGCACGUACAUUGCAAGGUAGUAAAAAAUGAAACUGGCUAAAAGCCUGAUGGCUUGCAUCACCAACACGUCUUUAAAAAAAAUAAAAUAUAAAAAUAAAUAAAAACUUUAUUUGUACCAAUUUUUAUAAAAAAAAAAACACACACACACAACUUGAAUUAUUUAUAUUUAAAUUAUAAAAUUAUUAUUUAUCAAAAUUUAUUUUUUUAACUUGAAUUAAAUUAAAUUUCCAAUUUGUUUUUUUUUUAUAAAAGAAAAAUCUUUGGUGUAGUUGAUUUAUUUUCACAAAUAGUGGCUAUGAUUUGAAAGCUCUUUUUAUAUUUAAUAUUAUUUUUAUAAUUAUUUUGUUAUUAAUUAUUUGUUAUAAAAAGUACAUAGCUAUUUAUUUAAUUUUUAAUGAUUGAAGUUGAAAUAAUUGAUAGAAUAAAAAAUAUGUACUCUAUGCCACUUUUGAAAAUUACAGGAAACGAACAUUUCUAAAAGUAACAUGAGAAGUUUAAUUUUGUUAUUUUCGUCUUGGUAUAUACCACACCUUUUUCCGUUUGGAUUAAUGCUCUUCUGAUGUAUGUUUUUCUUUUUUUUUUGUUCUUAUAAAUUUAACUGGAUCCUUGAAGCCUAACACCUAACUUUUUACUUUAUUUUUCUCAUACAAUUCACUUUCAUUUCCCCUCAAUUUUUUCAAUCUUCAACCCUUUCUUUUAUUAUCACCCUCGACCGUGCCUUUUUUUUCUCAACACUUUCCGGCCUUGACGCCGGUCGUUAUUACACUUUGAAUUAAAUUAUGUUUUGACAGGCUGAAAAAACUUAUCUAACU
Messenger RNA from Aphidius gifuensis, 3012 nucleotides. RefSeq names its product purine nucleoside phosphorylase-like. Gene Ontology annotation, cellular component: cytoplasm. NCBI's taxonomy places the organism in Eukaryota, Metazoa, Arthropoda, Insecta, Hymenoptera, Braconidae. Gene Ontology annotation, biological process: nucleoside metabolic process. The record is from RefSeq and is a predicted model, not a curated record. The transcript is spliced from 7 exons. Bases 295 to 1296 code for a protein of 333 amino acids. Gene Ontology annotation, molecular function: purine-nucleoside phosphorylase activity.